Molecule: messenger RNA, 471 nt
Organism: Aspergillus oryzae RIB40
Lineage: Eukaryota; Fungi; Ascomycota; Eurotiomycetes; Eurotiales; Aspergillaceae
Exons: 2
Coding region: 1-471 (156 amino acids)
Source: RefSeq, a predicted model, not a curated record
AUGGGCACAACUAAGGCCUUGGGUUCACCGAUCCAGAUGAACCCCCCUCCCUAUAACCAAGGGACAAGCUGCACUGCAGCCGAAGGAGGUGAUCAACAGGACGCGACUUUCGUCAAAUACGGUAGUCCAUUCACGAUGGACCGUCUCUUUAUUGGCCUCGAUCCCACAGAUGGCGGUAUCACCGCCAUUGAGCUUAUAGAAAAUAGGCCUGUGUCUUUCGUCCUCAAGGUCAAAAUCAAUGACCGCGAUAUCAAACUCGAUCGUCUACGUCCAACAUGCCACAGGCACCUCGCCAAUCUCAAAGAGGCUUUUGUGUGUCACGAAUCCCUUCUGUUUAUUUACGAGAGGUGGGAUGGGGUCUCACUCAAGGGGAUACAAGAAUUGCGACCCACCUUCGAGCUCGGAGAAGUCGAAGUGGCUACGAUUUGCUGUCAGCCAUGGAGCCUUAAGCGAGCAGAAUAUCUAUAUUGA